UUGUUAUUGUACGUUAUUGCGAAGAACGCCGGAAAUCCUGGGCAUUAUAUUAACAAUAUAUUAAUAUAUAUUAACAAAUUUUGUUUGUACACACGCCCUCACGGAAAGUCUAGUGUAUACGCGUUUUCUGUUAAUUAUAUUAUUCAUUUUGUACCUAGUUGUACCGAAAUACUAUCAAUAUUACUGUAUAUCGGGACGCCGUCGAAGCCAUAUCGCACGCAAACACGAACAUAAUAUUUUCCUUGUCGUUGACUCGACGACUCGUAAUCUGCGUCGCUAUGUCGCUUGCCAGUUUGUCGCUCGCCGAAGACGCUCACCGCUGAAUCCACCGUCCACGCCACGCCGAGAAUCGCUGGUGUUUAUUAUUAUCGCUUCAUUACAUAAAUUGGUAUGUUUGGCAAAAAACACGUCUAAAAUACUAUGCGCGCAUGUGUUAGACAAAAACAGAAAACCACGGUAUCGAAUCCCCUUAACUUCAGUAUUAUGUUGGUUUUCACACCGUCUACUGGUAUUAUGUCAAUAAAAGGAAUGGAUGCCUUACAAACUACAUUUUGGGAAAGUGAUCUAAACAUAGUUCUGACAUCCAAAGAACUAGAACCAACGAAUUUUAAAAAUAACUCUCACUCUGUCACAUUACUAGAAAACUUACAAUCUCAACGCAAAAAUGAAGUUUUAUGUGAUGUUAGAUUUGAAGCAGAUGAUGGUAAAAUAGUAAUUGGACAUAAAAAUGUUUUAAUCGCAGCUAGUCCAUAUUUUUGUGCAAUGUUUACUAGUAAUUUUGAUGAGAGCAAUAAAGAUAUUAUCAAAAUAAGACAAAUAGAUUCAAGUAUUUUACAACAAUUAAUUGAUUCUGUUUAUACAGGAAAAAUCAUGAUAACAGAAAAAAAUGUAGAGGCUCUAUUACCAGCUUCAAGUAUCUUACAGCUAGACUAUGUAAAAGGUGCAUGUGUCAAGUUUUUACAAGCACAACUGGAUCCAACAAAUUGUCUUGGAAUCAAAGCAUUAGCUGAUUUAUAUAACUGUAUGGAAUUGUUGUUGAGUUCUGAAACUUUUAUUCAAAAACAAUUUAUAGAAGUGGUUAAAUAUGAUGAGUUUCUAUCUUUAUCUUUCGAAGCAGUGGUUAAGCUAAUAUCCUCUAAUAACAUCACUGUACCAUUUGAAGAAAAGGUAUUUGAAUGUAUUAUAAAUUGGGUAAAUCAUGAAUUGGAUUGUAGAAAAGAAUUUUUGCCUGGAUUAAUGGAACAUGUGCGCUUGCCAUUAGCCUCAAUUGAGUACAUAUUCAACAAAGUACUUGAGGAACCUCUCAUUAAAAAUGAUUCAAAGUGUAACAGUUAUGUAGCUGAAGCUUUACAUUUCCAUUUACAUAAAACAAACCCACAUAUCACUAUUCCACAAACAAUUCGUUGUUUGCCUAGAUAUCCUGAUGGUUGGAAAAAAGUUAUUCUAGUAUUAAGUUGGAAUCCUUAUAAGAAAUACGGCGGUUAUAUAAACUUGUAUGACCCAACAACCAACAAAUGGAAGAAUGCUCCAGAAAUGACUAUGUGCCUUUACUCAGCUGGCUUAUCAAUAACAAAAGAUCAAUUUCUGUUUGGUGUGGGUGGUGUUCUUCAAUUAAGUUCAAAUUCUCGAUCUGUUGAAAUGCUUGAUUUAACUUUGCCAUCACCAAUUUGGGUACAAACAGUGGACAUGUUAGUUGGUCGAAAAAAUUUAGGAGUUGCUCUAUUAGAUGAUUGUUUAUAUGCUGUUGGUGGAACUGGUAAUUCUUAUGAUGAUUUAAAAAGUGUGGAAGUAUUCAAUAUCAGUACAAAAAAAUGGCAAUUUGUUUCGAGUAUGGCAAUUGAAAGAAGUCAUUUUGGUAUUGGAGUACUCAAUAAUCUUUUAUAUGCGGUAGGAGGUUUGAAUAAUUCCUGUAAUUUGAAAUCUGUCGAAUGUUAUGAUCCUUCACUUGAUAAAUGGACAACAGUUACAGAUAUGUCUGUAGAUCGUUCUCAGGUUAGUGUAGGAGUGUUGGACGGUGUAAUCUAUGCUAUUGGUGGAUUAAAUAGUUCAGGGACUCUCAAAAGUGUUGAGGCUUAUAAACCAAGUGUUGGUGUAUGGACUUCCGUUGCUCGCAUGCACAAGCGUAGAGCCUCUGCUGGUGUAGUUGCGUUUGAUGGUUUACUGUAUGUUAUGGGAGGAGAAAAAACAUGUUCGACUCAUAUGUCCUUUGAAAUUUACAAUCCUGCCACUAAUUCAUGGAAAAUUGAGAGUGUCGAUUCAUAUACUGUUGGUAAAAUGUAUGCUGCAGUAGUCUUUAAUAUGCCACGACAUUUUAGAUUUAAUUAGCUAAUUAGCAUCCGUGGUCUCAAUGUUUUGUACUUAGUUAUGUUAAACUAUUCAUCAGUGUCAAUCUAUUAUAACAUACACUCUAUUUGGAAUGAUAUCGUACCCCGGCUGUGACCAGAUUUCUUUGUGCGGUUGUCAGGCAUAUGGUCAGACGCCGUCCCCACUAUGGCGACGCGUUG
Molecule: messenger RNA, 2504 nt
Organism: Acyrthosiphon pisum (pea aphid)
Lineage: Eukaryota; Metazoa; Arthropoda; Insecta; Hemiptera; Aphididae
Product: kelch-like protein 3
Exons: 11
Coding region: 421-2325 (634 amino acids)
Molecular function (GO): protein binding
Source: RefSeq, a predicted model, not a curated record